Molecule: messenger RNA, 2911 nt
Organism: Sturnus vulgaris (Common starling)
Lineage: Eukaryota; Metazoa; Chordata; Aves; Passeriformes; Sturnidae
Source: RefSeq, a predicted model, not a curated record
UUCCUGGAUCUCAUGGGAGCUGCUGCUGCUAAUUGUGUUGAAAUGUGGUUUUGUCAUGCGAACAGACUCCUGCUGGGGGUAAUUCUGUGACUGGAUGAAUUUGCAUGUGUGAAACCUCCAGAGGAGAAGUUGCUGCCUGCUUCCUGUCACCCACUGUGUGAUGCUGGCAGUAAGCUGGUUUCUUCCCAAAGUGACUUCAAAGAAAUUAAAUUUGUUCUGAAAUUUCUUUUUGAAGAAUGAGUUUCCUGACGUUUCCCUCACAGCUUUUGUGAGGUUUGCAGGGGAAGUUGUGACCCUCUCUCAUACUUCUGUGGAAUGCCAGUGGCAUUGCUAGAGAGGGAUGGAUCCCCAUCGUGGUUCCUGGGUCAUUCCUGCUGCGACAGAAUCGUUCCUUUUGUGGGUCAUUCUUGGAGUGUGACCGCUGUGCCUUUGCUGGGGCUUGCACUUGGCCACCUUGUGUGCUGUAGAUCUAUUUUUGGGUAAGAUUGAGGGAUGGAGGCUACUACUUUAAAGUAGCGUGAUCUUUAAACCUGAAAUGUGAAUGACUUCAGCCCAGCUGAGAGCAAAGCUUGACAUGAAGGGAGUGUUGGCCAUGGCCAAGCUGAUGUGUGUGAGAUGGAGAUAAUUCAGAAGUGGCUGGUUACAGGUACAGGUGGUACCACCAGAGCACUGCCAGACACCUGAGUGUCCACACUCUCAUCUUCUGCAGCUCCCACCCUCCUUCCUCUCCCAUGUUGUCCUGACGGAGGAGUUGUUUCCCCUCAUCUCCAUGCCAGCUCAGGGAAGGAGCUGGUGGUGUUCAGAUCUCUUCUCCCACAUUUUGCCUGUGUUUCUCUGUUCCUACAUUUGGCUUUGGUGAUGCAGAUCAGAUUAUGGAAAGGGAAAGGCAUUGUGGAUCCCUGCCAUGUAUUGUCUGCAGCUCUUCCUUUACCUGUUUGGAGUAUUUCUGGGAAGCAAAGGUUUCACUAUAAAGAAUUUCUCCAUCUUUCUUUGCACAGAUCAUCAUGGCUCCUUCUAGCUCCACUACUCACCCCUCCUGUUCCAGUGGUCACAGCCCCACCAUGUUCCCUCUGUCCAGAAGGAGCACACAGGUUCCAGUGGAUCAGGAAUCUGGUCCCAGAGUUUGGGAUCUCCAGCUCACAUGUCAAGGUGCUUUCGUCCCCAGCGGAAUUCUAUGAAGUCCUGAAGGUGCAGAUAAAAGCAGCCAAGCAGCGGGUGGUGAUGGCCUCACUGUACCUGGGAACAGGACUCCUUGAGCAGGAGCUGGUAUAUUGCUUAGAAGAAACACUGGAGAAAUCACUGCAAGCAAAAGGCUCACCCGACCUCAAAGUCUCCAUCCUGCUCGACUACACCAGGGGUUCCCGGGGCAGGAAGAACUCUCGAACAAUGCUGAUCCCAUUGCUGCAGAGAUUUCCUGAGCAAGUCCGUGUGUCCCUGUUCCACACCCCAAACCUGCGUGGGCUCCUGCGGCUGCUGAUCCCCGAGCGUUUCAAUGAGACCAUUGGGCUGCAGCACAUCAAGGUCUAUCUCUUUGAUGACAACGUGAUCGUGAGCGGUGCAAACCUGAGUCAUCUGUACUUCACCAAUCGUCAGGACCGCUACGUCCUGCUGCAGGACUCUCCCGAGAUCGCAGACUUCUUCACAGAGCUCGUGGAUGCCAUUGGAGACGUGUCCCUGCAGCUACAGCAGGAUGACACAGUCCAGAUGAUGGAGGGAAUGGUACACCCUUACCAGGGAGACAAAGUGGCUUACUGUGAGAUUGCCAACCGAAGGGUCAUGGAGGUCAUCAACUCUGCCCGCACGCGGCAAGAGCGCCUUCAUGCAAAGACUUUCCACAGCAGCCAGCCAGGCAGCUCCCUCUUAUCCCAGCAAGGCUCUCAAGCAUCUGGGAGUCUGAAACCAGAACCUGACACCUGGAUCUAUCCCUUAAUCCAAAUGAAACCCUUUGGGAUUCAAAUAGACGAGAUGGUCACAGAGACACUGCUGACAGAGGCUGAGAGGGAUGCCAGGAUAUACCUCACCACUGGCUACUUCAACUUGACACAGGCCUACAUGGACCUCAUCCUGGGCACGAGGGCUGAGUACCGGAUCCUCCUGGCCUCGCCAGAGGUCAAUGGGUUUUUUGGUGCCAAAGGGGUGGCAGGUGCCAUCCCUGCUGCCUAUGUUUACAUUGAGCAUCAGUUUUACAGUGAGGUCUGCUACCUGCAGCAGCAGGAGAGGGUGCAGCUGCAGGAGUACUCCCGGGCUGGCUGGACGUUCCAUGCCAAAGGCCUCUGGCUGUACCUGGCAGGGAGUGACCUGCCCUGCCUGACCCUGAUUGGCUCUCCGAAUUUCGGAUAUCGAUCAGUCCAUCGUGACUUGGAAGCUCAGGUUGCAAUAGUGACAGAAAAUAAAGCCUUGCAGCAGCAGCUCCACCAGGAGCAAGAGCAGCUUUACCUCUGCUCAGGUGUGGUGUCAACAUCAACGUUUGAGCAGCCAAAUCGUUAUGUGAAACUGUGGGUGAAGCUGGUGGUACCUCUGAUCAAGAAUUUCUUUUGAAAGAACAAAAAUGGCUGCUUUGGGUGAGUUUGCUGCCAUUAUGGGGAAUUAUAUUGCACUGACUGCAGUGAAUAGCUGCAGUGCUCUGUCAUGAAAGAAAGAUGAUGGACAUGCAGAUGAUGUGGGGAAAACCAGGCACUUCUUGAUUCCUCUGGGGUACUGGCUGCCAUGGACUGGGAUCAGUGCUCAGGUCCUGACUGGGUUUUGUCUACUAGAAUUUCUGGAAGGGCUACUGACAGAGAACCCAUACAGUAGUAUUUUCUAUGCAUGGAAAUAAAACUCCCAUUUCUGAAAUGUGCCUUUCAGAGUUCUGCAGUCAUACACUGUGUUUGUGUUACCUUGACCAGCCAAUAUAAAGCACUGCUGGAAUAUU